This is a messenger RNA of Peronospora matthiolae, 2901 nucleotides long. The record is from the annotation of a GenBank genome assembly. NCBI's taxonomy places the organism in Eukaryota, Oomycota, Peronosporomycetes, Peronosporales, Peronosporaceae.
AUGACCACCGUUCCUAGCGACGUCUGGACGCCCUCCGUCCCCGUGAUUAUCGCAGCCCACCGCCUGCCCGUCCGUCUCUUCAAAUCCCGAGAACAAGACAGCGAGGACACGCUCUGGCAGGUCGAAUGGGCUGGCAAUCGCAUGAUCGAGUCGCUGAACACGCUCUCGUGUCACGAACUCCCUUCGGAGCGCGCCAGUAUCAAGUUUGUGGGACGAAUUCCAGACGUGGACGUUCCUCUGGAAGAGCGUCCGCAGGUGGAACGGCUCCUUCGAGAGCUGAACUGCUUCCCUGUCUAUUUGGACGCCCACGAGGCGAAACUGUACUAUGAAGACUACUGCAAACAGACACUAUGGCCAACGUUCCACAAUGUUGUGGAUGUCUACAGUCCUGUGGACGUCGUGCUGGAGGUAGACGCCCGGCAGCAGGGGACUCCUGCAACUCAAUCAUGGAAUCCUGGCUGGCAGAAAGUGGCGUGGCAAGCUUAUGCCAAUGUGAACCAGCAGUUUGCCCACAAAAUAUGUGAGCUCUAUGAACAGGGAGACAUUGUCUGGGUGCAGGACUACCACUUGUUGCUGACUCCAAGCUUCAUUGUGAGGAAAGUGAGAGCAGCCAAUGUCGGACUCUUUUUGCAUGUGCCAUUCCCGUCGUCGGAGGUGUUUCGUACCUUGUCGAUGAGGAGGGAGAUCUUGCGAGGUAUGCUGAAUGCAGAUCACAUCGGCUUCCACUUGUUUGAGUACGCGCGGCAUUUUAUGUCGGCGUGUCGACGGAUUUUGGGGCUGAGCUACAAACCGAUUCUACGGGGGCAGUUGGGGAUUGACUAUGGCGGUCGACGGGUCGCUGUGACGUGCAGUCAUAUGGCAAUUGAUGCACAGCGGAUUGAGAAGACUUUGGCGAGCAAAGACGUGCGUGACGCAGUAGUGGCGCUGCGUCAGAAGUACCGCGACAAGAAGGUUUUUGCAGGCUGUGACAAUGUCGAACGUCUCAAAGGUAUUCCGUCGAAGAUUUUGGCUUUUGAUGGAUUUCUGUCACGAUGUCCGGACUUUGUUGGAAAAGCGGUGCUAGUGCAAAAGGGAAUCCGUAGACGUGGGCGUGUGACGGAUUAUCGCCAGAGCAAAAAAGAGAUUGAGCUGGCUGUGCGGGCAAUUAACGCUAAGUAUUGCGACGCCGCUGGGGGUGACGUAGUGGAUUAUGAAGAAGUAGACGAAUUUUCUUGCAAGGACCGUGUAGCUCUAUGGCGCGUUGCUGAUGUACAAAUCACAACCGUGCUGCGGGAUGGGCUCAAUACGACUCCGUUCGAGUAUAUUGCCACGCACAAAAACUCGCCUGGUGUUGUGAUCACGAGUGAAUUUUCCGGUAGCAGUCGCCUCUUGAGCGGCGCACUGACUGUGAACCCAUGGGAAUUGGACCAGGUGAUCGACGCGCUCCGUGACGCCGUGUACAUGCCAGUGAACGAGCGUGAGCACCGACGCAAUUGUGACUUCCACUUUGUUUCAGCAAACCCUCCACGUCGCUGGGCCAGGUGCGUGCUCACAGAUAUCAUGAAUGCACGGAAGAAGGAAGAAUCAUUUGUUUAUAUGGGCACGGGCUUUGGUCUGGACUUCCGUUUGAUUGAAGUCAGCUCGCAGUUUCGGAAACUAACGGAUCAGGAAGUUGUACCGGGAUAUCGCGCAAGUAGAAAUCGCGCGGUUUUUUUGGACUAUUAUCGGACGUUAACUCCGGACGUAUCUAAGCUGAUAGGUGUGGGAUGGCCUGACGUCCCACUAAGCGCUUUGGCUACACUUGAGCAGUUGUGUAAAGAUCCUCGCAACACCGUCUUUAUCGUUAGUGGAUGCGAUUGCGAUCUCCUGACACAAAAAUUUGGUGGGGUACCAGGAUUGGGACUCGUUGCCGAGCACGGGUAUUUCAUCCGACCUGCCGUGCUAGGCAACAAUGCCCGUAUCGGUCGGCCAUGGGAUAGACAUGGCGACCUUUUGCAAGCGGAGGGAGGCCAGCAGCGGUGGCGCGCGAAGGCAGAAAAGAUUAUUCAGCUGUACGUUGAUCGUACGAACGGUUCUAAAUUGGAAAUGCGAAGAAGCGCCGUGCUGUUCCGGUACGGCAAGUCCGAUUUUGAUUUUGGCGUAUUGCAAGCAACAGAGCUGAAGGAACAUUUAGAGGGUGUUUUUGAGGGCUGGCCAUUGAAUGUCAUCCAAGGCAAAGAUUACAUCGAAGUGCGACCGAAGGGUCUUGGCAAAGGGGAAAUCGUCAAGCACUUGCUGAAAAAGAUGCGCGUGGACGGAAAUCCAGCCGACUUUGUUUUGUGCAUCGGCGAUGAUGUGGCGGACGAGCUUAUGUUCGAUGAGGUUGCGAAGAUGGUCAUACGUGAUGAGCUACCGAGAGACAAGGUGUUCACAUGCACGGUAGGACAGAAGCCCUCCAGAGCUGAAUUCUUUAUUGACGACUACACCGACGUUAUCGCGCUUCUGAAGUCACUACAAGUCGUUGCUACAAAGUCCAACCGUUACUACUCCUUAUCGGAUAUGCAAUCCUUUGUUCGGAAUCCACGUCCAUAUUUUCCGUCACCAUCGCACGGUGUUCCACCGAGUGCGACAGCAGAUUCAGUCUUGCGGAAAUCAUCAAGUCGCAUUGGGCUCCACAAUCAUCUGACGCCUGUUAUCGAAGACCAAGUUGUGUCCACCGACGUUAUUAGACAAAGCAAAGAUCGAGCAGACCCUUUGUUUCGCCGUCAGAAGUGGAACAACUGGCUGAAGCGUCUGCAACGACUUGGCGUGAUUGCCGUGAUUGUUGGCAUUCUUCGGUGGCGCAGCACAAUGAAAAACGUUCACGAAAAGAAGCUACUGACAUACUUCAUGGCUACACUUGGGAUUGCGUGGUCUAUCCAGCGAUUAAAACCACGCAAUUGA